AUGCGUGAUUAUAAACAUCCAAAUAUUGUUGAAAUGUAUGGUUCAUAUUUAGUUGAUAAUGAAUUAUGGGUUGUAAUGGAAUAUCUUGAUGGUGGUGCAUUAACUGAUUUACUUGUAACAUCAACAAGUGAAACACGAAUGAAUGAACAGCAAAUUGCAACUGUUUGUAAAUCAGUACUUAAAGCACUUGCUUAUCUUCAUUCGAAUGGUGUUAUACAUCGAGAUAUAAAAAGUGAUUCAAUAUUACUUUCAACAGAUGGUUUUGUUAAACUAAGUGAUUUUGGUUUUUGUGCACAAGUUAUAAAUGAGAAAAAAGCACAAACAAUUAAAAGAAAAUCAUUAGUUGGAACACCUUAUUGGAUGAGUCCUGAAGUUAUUUCAAGAACACCAUAUUCAACUGAAGUUGAUAUUUGGUCAUUGGGUAUAAUGGUAAGUUAA
Molecule: messenger RNA, 438 nt
Organism: Rotaria sp. Silwood2
Lineage: Eukaryota; Metazoa; Rotifera; Eurotatoria; Philodinida; Philodinidae
Source: the annotation of a GenBank genome assembly